AUGGGCUUAGAACAAACGCACAAUGGGGACGUAGAUGGCAACACCGAUACCUCAAAACCCACGCACCCAACACUCAACACCAUCGAUUUUAACCUCCAAAUUGGCGUUGAAGAAAUUCUCACCGAUGUUGAUCCCGAUGUCUCUCUGGAGUUUUUGCAGAAGGCCGAGGCUCACUCUGGAAAGCCUCCUCCAACGCGCAUAUCGAGAGAGGUGCUCGUCAGCACGCACAAUAACUAUGUUGAGCAGCAACAAAAGUCUGGGCAGCAAACAGGGCCGCGAAUGGUAAAGAAGGUCGUGUUGGCACUGUCAUAUCCGCCGUCUGUCAAGUCUGUAGCGGAUCUCACACCGAUGCGCCUUGACGAGCUUUUGGUAGAGAAUCAUCACGAGGAAAAGUACCUCGUCCUCAGGACAAUCGUUCAGCCCUACCCAGGAGCCGGGACUAUUACUGUCGUCGAAGAUCAAUAUGGCAGCGUUGAUAAGAUGGCUCUUUACAAUCAGGGCAACUCUACAAUUUUGCAGUCUAUCCCGGAAGGCUCAAUGGUUCUCGUGAAAGAACCAUAUUAUCGUUUCAGCGGCGACAACGACUUCAUGCUUUGCGUUGACCACCCCUCAGAUAUUGUGCUUCUUCGACCAGGCCCAGACGAUGCGCUCAUCCCAGAGCUUUUCAGGGCGGUGCCAGAGUUCGAGACUGCCGCUGACUGGAAGGCCGCUGGGGAUCGAGCCUUUAUCUCCAAGAAUCUCCCUUUGGCAGUGGCGAAUUACACCAGAGCUCUAGAAUUGGCCUCAGAGAAAGACACCUCCUUCCAGAUUGAUGUUCUAUUGAAACGAGCGGGGAUCAAUCUUACCCUUAAUUGUUUUGACGGCGCACUAUCAGACGCUCUCUCCUCGAGAGGGGCAUCCUCAGACUUGAAGUCGCAUUUCAUUGCGGGCAAGGCGGCUUACCAACUCACGGAUUUCCAGACUAGCAAGCUACACUUCGACUCGGCUCUAGCACUCAAACCCGAGGCAGCCAACAUCCGGAAGGAAUACGAAAGAUGCGAAGCAAGACUCGAGGAAGAAAAAGGCAACUACGAUCUCGCAGAUAUGACAGCGAGUGUCACUUCCAAGAAUAUCCACAUCGACAGAGCAAGCUUUUUGGCACGCACCCAAGUCAGAGACUCACCACACCACGGGCGCGGCCUCUUCGCCACAGAAAACAUCAAGGCCGGGGAGAUGGUAUUCGCAGAGAGAGCAACAAGUGUUCCUAACGAAUUCAAUCCAGAACACAACGCAGCUGCAGCAUACGCCCAGCUCGUGGAGUUGUGCACAGAUAACCCAACAAUUCACAAGAAGGUUCUAGACCUCCACGGAGGGUCCUACAAGCGCACCGGCCAAGAAGGCACACUUGUCGACGGCAGACCAGUCAUCGAUGUCUUCCUUCUCGAGUCUAUCCGCCGCAAAAAUUGCUUCAGUGGCGCCCAGGUGUCGGCGCAGGCCGCGAAUUCAGAAUGGAACAUGUGGAAGCAGGGCAUGUCGCGCGGGCUCUGGGUGUAUUCGGCCUAUGCCAACCACGCGUGCCUUCCCAAUGCUAACAGGUCCUUCAUCGGGGACAUGCUCAUCGCCACGGCUACUGUCGAUAUUCCUGCCGGCACUGAGAUUACACAUAUUUACCUGCCUCCUAAGGCGGCGUACCUCCAUCGAAUGCCGCAAUUCCGCCGCAGCUGGGGUUUCGUCUGUAGCUGCGCCCUCUGUGCCGGUGAAUCCGGGUCCUCGACGGAGCAGCACCAGAAGAGGAAUACUGUUCUUGCAGAGAUCGAGGCUCUCAUCAGGAGAAAGCGUCCAACCAAGUUCUACCCUGACGCGAUGAUUCGACAGGUCGAGAAGUUAGCAAACAAGCUCUCUGGUCUUCAUGAGAAAGAGGUCUACGAUGACCUUUCAUUACCGCGCCUCAUGCUCGUCUGGCCGACGAUGUGGCUCGUGGAAGUAUGGCACACCAGGAAGCAAUGGAAGAAGGUCGUCAAGUGGAGUAGUGAGGUUUUCCGCAACUUUGGCUUCGUCGAGCCGGUGAGAGAGGGGAGGCUGUGGAUGUAUAAGGACACCCAGGCGGUGACGACGUUUGAGGUCAUAAGGGCCUUGAAAUGGUCGGCCGAGGCCUACACCGCACUGGGCGAAGGGGCAUUGGCGAGAGAUUGUUUGGAUGCUGCGAGGACUGGGUUGAAGACCAUGGUUGGGUUUGUCACAGAAGACACAUUUGCAGCGUUCAAGUAG
Colletotrichum abscissum is the source of this 2247-nucleotide messenger RNA. RefSeq names its product TPR domain-containing protein. Gene Ontology annotation, molecular function: protein binding. NCBI's taxonomy places the organism in Eukaryota, Fungi, Ascomycota, Sordariomycetes, Glomerellales, Glomerellaceae. The record is from RefSeq and is a predicted model, not a curated record. The coding region runs from base 1 to 2247 and encodes 748 amino acids. The transcript is spliced from 3 exons.